This is a messenger RNA of Hylaeus anthracinus, 2252 nucleotides long. RefSeq names its product heat shock 70 kDa protein cognate 4 (gene Hsc70-4). The transcript is spliced from 3 exons. The record is from RefSeq and is a predicted model, not a curated record. Gene Ontology annotation, cellular component: plasma membrane; cytosol; nucleus. Gene Ontology annotation, biological process: vesicle-mediated transport; cellular response to unfolded protein; protein refolding. Gene Ontology annotation, molecular function: ATP binding; ATP hydrolysis activity; misfolded protein binding. The coding region runs from base 142 to 2097 and encodes 651 amino acids. Lineage: Eukaryota; Metazoa; Arthropoda; Insecta; Hymenoptera; Colletidae.
CCUCUGGGAAAGUCAUAUAUACCGUGCCCUGGUGCGGGUUCUUCACUCACGUUGCGAAUCGUACACGAGGAACUUCUUCUCUGUCCUACAGGACGAGUUUUCAUUAACGAACAAAGCGAAUAAAGAAAAGAAAAAGCAAAGAUGGCCAAAGCACCUGCAGUCGGUAUUGAUCUUGGCACCACGUACUCGUGCGUUGGCGUUUUCCAGCACGGAAAGGUAGAAAUCAUCGCCAACGACCAAGGAAAUCGUACAACGCCUAGCUAUGUUGCAUUCACGGAGAGCGAACGGUUGAUUGGCGAUGCCGCUAAAAACCAGGUCGCCAUGAACCCCAACAACACAAUCUUCGAUGCCAAACGCCUGAUUGGACGUCGCUUCGAAGACGCAACUGUUCAAGCCGAUAUGAAACACUGGCCCUUCGCUGUUGUGAGUGACUGUGGCAAACCCAAAAUUCAAGUACAAUACAAAGGAGAGACGAAGACUUUCUUCCCUGAAGAAGUGAGUUCAAUGGUCCUGGUGAAGAUGAAGGAAACAGCUGAGGCAUACCUUGGACAAACCGUCAGCAAUGCCGUGAUCACUGUACCUGCUUACUUCAACGACUCGCAGCGUCAGGCAACCAAGGACGCUGGUACCAUCUCGGGCUUGAACGUUUUACGUAUCAUCAACGAGCCCACCGCUGCCGCCAUCGCUUAUGGUUUAGAUAAGAAAGCCAUGAAUGAGCGCAAUGUCCUGAUUUUCGAUCUAGGUGGUGGAACCUUCGAUGUGUCUAUUUUGACCAUUGAAGAUGGUAUCUUUGAGGUGAAGUCUACUGCGGGAGACACUCACCUUGGCGGUGAAGACUUCGACAACCGUAUGGUCACUCACUUCGUUCAGGAGUUCAAGCGUAAAUACAAGAAAGAUUUGACCUCGAAUAAGCGUUCCCUUCGUCGUCUCAGAACAGCUUGCGAGCGUGCGAAGCGUACACUCUCGUCGUCCACUCAAGCUAGCAUAGAAAUCGACUCGCUCUAUGAGGGAAUCGAUUUCUACACUUCAAUUACCAGAGCUCGUUUCGAAGAGCUUUGUGCUGAUCUCUUUAGAGGAACGCUUGAGCCAGUAGAGAAAUCGUUGCGCGAUGCGAAGAUGGACAAGUAUCACAUCAACGAUAUCGUCCUAGUUGGUGGAUCAACCCGUAUUCCCAAGAUCCAAAAGCUAUUGCAAGAUUUCUUUAAUGGAAAGGAGUUGAACAAGUCUAUCAACCCCGAUGAAGCUGUAGCUUAUGGAGCUGCUGUGCAAGCUGCCAUUCUGCAUGGUGAUAAGUCCGGGAAAGUACAAGACCUGCUACUCCUUGAUGUCACACCUCUGUCUCUUGGUAUCGAAACUGCCGGUGGUGUUAUGACCGCUCUUAUCAAGAGAAAUACUACCAUUCCAACAAAGCAAACUCAAACCUUCACCACUUACGCUGAUAAUCAACCUGGCGUAUUGAUCCAAGUCUACGAGGGAGAGCGUGCGAUGACAAAGGACAACAAUUUGCUGGGUAAAUUUGAACUCAGUGGAAUACCACCAGCUCCUCGAGGCGUUCCUCAAAUCGAAGUCACCUUCGACAUUGAUGCCAAUGGUAUCCUCAACGUAACUGCUGUGGACAAAUCCACUGGCAAGGAAAACAAGAUCACCAUUACCAACGACAAGGGUCGCCUUAGUAAGGAGGAGAUUGAAAGAAUGGUCAACGAAGCUGAGAAGUACCGCAGCGAAGAUGAAAAACAAAAGGAAACCAUUGCUGCUAAGAACGGUCUUGAGUCUUACUGCUUUAACAUGAAGAGUACGGUGGAAGACGAGAAACUGAAGGACAAGAUCAGUGCCAGUGACAAGCAAGUAGUACUAGAUAAAUGCAAUGACAUCAUCAAGUGGCUCGAUGCCAACCAAUUGGCCGACUCAGAAGAGUACGAACACAAGCAAAAGGAGUUGGAGGCUAUCUGCAACCCGAUCGUCACGAAACUGUAUCAAGGAAUGGGUAGCGCUCCUGGAGGUAUGCCAGGUGGAUUCCCAGGAGCAGGCGGUGCUGCUCCAGGUGGAACACCAAGUGGCGGUGCAUCCGGUGGUCCCACCAUUGAGGAAGUCGACUAAAUUGGAUGCUGCUCUAAUUAGGGUGCAUCUAAUGAAUCUUUAAUGGUUUUUAACCAACUUUUAAAAGAUUUGUUGUUGAUUUUCUAUGUUCUGGGGAAACUUCGUGAAAAUACAAAAACAAACAAGUGAAUUCAAUGAGUUCACUGGAACUUAUA